AUGGCGUUGAAGUCAGUCAGUGUUGCUGGGGAAGUUAGCGAAGCCAAAGUGAAGGAAACCACCAUAGCGGCAGUAUUUCCAAAUUGGCUUGAUCUUCCGACGGCUGUGACUGCCAAUAUUCUCCAGAAGGUGGGACACGUAGAUGUUCUGAAGAGUGUGCAGUUUGUAUGCACUGGGUGGCACUGUAUUUCUAUGGAUCCCCUCUUCUGGCGCACUAUUUGCGCAACCGCUCCCAAAACCUACCUCGACCUCGUUGUCGGGAAACAUGGCUUUUAUGGUAUUAAAGCCAUUAAUCGAAGUUGUAGUCAAUUGGAGGACAUUAGUAUUGCUUAUCCUACUGCAUCAAUACUCCGCCACAUUUCUAACAGUGGAAAGAAUCUAAGGCGUAUGAGGCUAGAACGUUGUUCGCCUAAUUCAUUCUGUUUUUACUUUGGUUUAUCAAAUCGUGAAUUAAUAGAAGCUGCUAAGAAACUUCCGCUGUUGGAGGAGCUUGAGUUUUUACAUCCCGAACUCACUGAGUGUGACGACGAAGAGGCUUUCCACAUAGCGAAAUAUAUGCCGAAUCUGCGCCAUUUAACACUCUUGCGAAACAGGCUUACUAAUGCUGGCUUGCUUGCCAUUCUUAAUGGAUGCUCCCACAUUGAUUUUCUUGACGUGAGAGGUUGUUUCAACCUUGACUUGGAGGACACCAGUUUGGGGAAAAGCUGUGCAGCGCAGAUCAAAGAAUUACGGCUUCCGCAUGAGUAUCUAGCUGAAUCUUCUGACAAUGAGUUUGACAUUACUACAAAUUCGGAUCUUCGGAAUUCUUCUGUUCCCUUCAUGGAAGAAGAAUCAAGUUAUUUUUGGGAGGAAGAAUUGUUGUCAUCAAUUGGGGAAGAGUUUCAGGGUCCGGAUGAGUACGUAUCUUGAUCGAUCCUGGUACCUGACUUAAGCAACUUCUGAUGAUAAGGAUGAUCAUGCCGACUUUUUUGUGAUAUGUGUUGUGAUUGUGGACUCAGAGUCAAGUGAAGAUGAUGAAGCAUUUGCAUUUAGAAUGGUGGUGGAAUUUUAUGUAAUACUGUAGUUGCGAGCAAUGUUCUUAAAUGAUUUCUUGUGACUACUUUACAAUGCUGCAAUGUUU
Molecule: messenger RNA, 1120 nt
Organism: Arachis duranensis
Lineage: Eukaryota; Viridiplantae; Streptophyta; Magnoliopsida; Fabales; Fabaceae
Product: putative F-box/LRR-repeat protein 23
Exons: 3
Coding region: 1-909 (302 amino acids)
Molecular function (GO): protein binding
Source: RefSeq, a predicted model, not a curated record